AUGUUAGAUGGUUUGAACUCUGGACAUUCAUCCUUCUCUUCUCGCGGUGACGGCAGGCAAACACCUGACCACGAACUUGCCAUGCAUGCUACACCAUCGGACCAAGGGACUCGUAGAGGCAAGCUAAAAAGGACAACAGACAUGGAAGUGAUGAAGGAAAGAUUCGCAAGACUGCUGCUUGGAGAGGACAUGUCAGGCGGUAAAGAAGGCGUGUCAUCCGCGUUAGCUUUGUCAAAUGCCAUCACCCAUCUUGCUGAUUCGAUGUUUGGUGAGCAGAUGAAAUUGCAGCCUAUGUAUCCUGAGACUAAAGAGAUUUGGAGGAAAGAGCUGGACUGGUUAUUAUCUGUUGUUGAUCAUAUUGUCGAGUUUGUUCCUUCAAAACAAAUGACCAAAAAUGGGGCAUUCACUGAGAUCAUGGUGACAAAACAAAGAGAUGAUCUGCUGAUGAAUCUUCCAGCCUUGCGCCAGCUUGACUCAGUUCUUCUCGAGACUUUGGACAACUUCAAGGAUCAGAAAGACUUUUGGUAUGUCCCAAGAGAUGUUGAUGAAAUAGAGAACAAUGGAGACUGGAGGAGAGAUGAGAACUGGUGGUUACCAGUUGUUAAGGUUCCAUCGGAUGGUCUAUCUGAGGAAUCACGUAAACUAUUGCAUAGUCAGAAAGAUUCUGUGUCACAGGUCCUUAAAGCCGCCUCAGCCAUCAAUUCAGUAGUCUUGUCGGAAAUGCACAUUCCUGACAACUACAUUGACUCUCUUCCAAAGAAUGGGAAGACGAGCUUGGGAGAUUUCCUUUACAAGAACAUAACCGAUGAGUACUUUGAUCCUGACUACUUCAUCUCUUUCUUGGAGUUGUCAACGGAAUACAAAGUUCUUGAUCUAAAGAACAGGAUUGAGGCUUCCAUGGUGAUAUGGAAGAGGAAGAUGAACCAGAAAGAGAAAGAUGGGAAGUCACAGUGGGGAUCCUCUGUUAGCUUAGAGAAGAGGGAGCUUUUUGAGGUCCGAGCUGAGACCAUUUUGGUUAUGCUCAAGCAGCAAUUCCCUAGGAUCCCACAAUCCUCACUUGAAAUCUCCAAGGUCAAAAACAAUAAGGACGUGGGACAAGCUAUUUUGGAGAGCUAUUCAAGGGUAUUAGAAAAUCUGGCAUUGAAGAUAUUGUCAAGAAUAGAGGAUGUUCUUGAAGCUGAUUUGUUAGCUCAAAGACAAGUGAUGGCAGAGGCAGAGAGGAGAUUAGAAAGCGAGGCGGCAUAUGAAUAUGAAGAUGCCGAAAAGGUGGUAUCAGCAGAAACACCAAACUCGAGGAAACUAUCAGACUUCAUAGGGUGGAGAUUGUCUUCAGAAAAGAAGCAUAGUUCGAUGAGUGAUAUCGAGUUCUUUUACAGAGCUGAGCAGGAGAAGCCGAUGAUGAAGUCUCCAAGAGCUCUACCGAAGAAACUUUCAUAUCUAUCGAAGUUAGAGAACAUGAGAAGCCCGAGUGAUAGACACUGA
This is a messenger RNA of Eruca vesicaria subsp. sativa (arugula), 1482 nucleotides long. Lineage: Eukaryota; Viridiplantae; Streptophyta; Magnoliopsida; Brassicales; Brassicaceae. The record is from the annotation of a GenBank genome assembly.